Strongyloides ratti is the source of this 570-nucleotide messenger RNA. Its product is annotated as Superkiller viralicidic activity 2-like 2. Lineage: Eukaryota; Metazoa; Nematoda; Chromadorea; Rhabditida; Strongyloididae. Gene Ontology annotation, molecular function: nucleic acid binding; RNA helicase activity; ATP binding. Gene Ontology annotation, biological process: RNA catabolic process. Bases 1 to 570 code for a protein of 189 amino acids. The transcript has 3 exons. The record is from RefSeq and is a predicted model, not a curated record.
AUGAAGGACGUCUCCUCAUCUUCAGUAUUAUCAUCAGUUUCUACAGCUGAAGAACACAUUGAACAAACAGUGGAUCAAAAGAAAUAUGAUACCCCUAUUAAUCAUAUGAGUAAAAAAAAUAAAAAUGCUAGUAUCGAAAAUACUUUUUCUAAUCUUACUUUAAGUGACAGUAAAAGCAAACAACCAAAAAAAGAUAAAAUAAAAAUGAUUUCUUCUGCUAUAAUUUUGAAUGAACAAAAUUGCUUACAUGAGGUUUUCUACGACGAAAGUAGUAAACCUUCAAAAAUUGGAUUCAAACCAAAACACGAUCUUCGUUUUGGAUAUGAAUUGGACAAAUUCCAGGUCCAAUCUAAUUUGGCUGUGGACAACAAUGAAUCAGUAUUAAUUACUGCUCAUACUUCUGCAGGAAAAACUUCUAUUGCUCGUUAUGUGAUAAACUCAUGUUUGGAAGCCAAAAAAAGAUGCUUUUAUACGACACCUUUAAAAGCACUUUCAAACCAAAAAUACUAUGAUUUUAAUAAAAUAUAUAACGAUGUGUUGGAGGCAACGCUUCCAGGCAUAUGUAUAUAA